Messenger RNA from Biomphalaria glabrata, 1127 nucleotides. RefSeq names its product phenazine biosynthesis-like domain-containing protein 1. Gene Ontology annotation, molecular function: isomerase activity. Gene Ontology annotation, cellular component: cytoplasm. The record is from RefSeq and is a predicted model, not a curated record. Gene Ontology annotation, biological process: biosynthetic process. Bases 86 to 1009 code for a protein of 307 amino acids. The transcript has 9 exons. NCBI's taxonomy places the organism in Eukaryota, Metazoa, Mollusca, Gastropoda, Planorbidae.
GGUUAAGAUGCAAUGUGAACUGCUGACAGCUUUAUAUAUUAAUAAUAGAGACUCUAGAUCUAGAUUUAUAUAUAGUAGAUAAAACAUGUCAGAUGAAAAAGAGAUAGAUAAAAGGGAAUAUUUAAACAUUCCUAUGUAUAUAGUAGAUGCUUUUACUAGCAAACCAUUUGAAGGAAAUCCUGCAGCAAUUUGUCUAAUUAAUUAUGAGAUGGGCUUAACUAGUGAUGAAAUGCAAAAGAUUGCUAAAGAAAUGAAUCUAUCAGAAACAGCUUUUGUUACUUUAACAAAGGGAGACUUUCAAAGCUCACCUUCAUUUGGCUUGCGAUGGUUUACUCCAACAACAGAAGUUUCUUUAUGUGGACAUGCAACUUUGGCUUCAGCGGCAGUUUUGUUCAAUGAGGCAGGAAACCAAUGUGAGCAAAUACAUUUUGACUCAUUGAGUGGAGAAUUGACUGUUGAAAGAAGUCAGAAAGAUCUCAUCACUCUCAAUUUUCCACUAAACCCUCCAGAACCAAAAAAUGUGAAAGAUUUCAAGGCUCUUUUGGAGGUAUGUGUUGAUGAUCUGUCUGACAUUGAUGAAAUCCAGCUAAGUGCUACAGGAAAACUUCUCAUAAGACUCAAAGAUAGUUUCAGAAGAGAUUACUUGGAAACGAUGCAGCCACGUACAAAUGAAAUGAUUGCAUCUCUGCCAGAUGGUUUGGUUAAAGGUGUUGGUAUAACGGUGAAAGGAUCUGUUGAAAAUGGGAGUGUAGAUUCAGAAGGCAAUGUUUAUGAUUUCAUUUCAAGAUACUUUGCUCCAUGGCUGGGAAUACAUGAAGAUCCAGUUACUGGUUCUUGGCAUACAGUAGCUUCUGCAUACUGGGCUAAAAAUCUCAAUAAAACUAACUUAUAUGCUCGUCAAUGUUCACAGAGAGGUGGAGAUCUCUGGAUCAAAGUCUUGGACACAAGAGUAACACUCUCAGGGAAAGCUGUUGUGAACCUCAGAGGACAAUUUACAAUAGUCAAAUAAUUUGUGUGAAAAAGUUGACAUUUAUUGCCUUACUCCUGAAUGUAUUGAAAUGUCACUUUAGUCAGAAAAUAUAAUGGCAAGGGUAUCUCUUACUAAUAAUAAAUGUUUAAAAAUAUAA